Messenger RNA from Liolophura sinensis, 1769 nucleotides. RefSeq names its product tRNA-dihydrouridine(47) synthase [NAD(P)(+)]-like. Gene Ontology annotation, molecular function: RNA binding; metal ion binding; tRNA dihydrouridine synthase activity. The record is from RefSeq and is a predicted model, not a curated record. Lineage: Eukaryota; Metazoa; Mollusca; Polyplacophora; Chitonida; Chitonidae.
AUGCCAGAAGAAACCAUCAUGAACAUGUUAAAGGAUGAAAAGAUUUUGCUAAAGGAUUACAAACCGCAAAUAGACGAGGAAUACCUAGACCCAGUUGUGAAGGAGCAACUAAGCAAAGAAAGAGCAGCAGAUGGAAAUGAUGAGGACGAACAACUGUCAUCGCCACCUGCCAAGCGGAAAAAACUCAAGGGCAGGAACAAAAAGAGGCCAAAAUCUGGGAAAAAUGAAGGAAUAAAACUGUGUAAUGCUAUCAAGGAAGGAAGGGAAUGUAAGUUCGAGAAAUGUACGUUUAGCCAUGAUGUGGUUGCUUACAUGUCAGCAAAGCCGGCAGACAUUGGAGAAAACUGCUAUUUGUUCGAAAAAUAUGGAAAAUGCCCGUACAGUGUCACCUGUCGAUUUGCCUCAAAUCAUUUGAGUGAGGAUUAUAAGAAUAUCGUAAACGAGAAUUUGCAGUCUCAGUUUGCGGAUAAAAAACAAGUGCUGAACAUCAUACAGGGUGAUCUGAAGUUUGCUUUGCAGCGGAAAAAGUAUGAUUUCUCAGCUGCCAAAGCUGCUACGGAAGCCGCUGUAAAAAUGACUAAGAGUAAACUGGAAGCUGGUGCACAGGGUAAUUCAGAAAAGCUGACAACGCUUGGGUGUGUCACAGAUGAAGGGGACAUCAGACUGCGGGCAGCAGAAAGAAAAAAGAUUUUUUCGGAUAAGCUGUACUUGGCACCAUUAACAACAGUAAGUGGGUAAUCUCCUUUCCGGCGGAUCUGUAAGGAGUACGGAGCCGACGUAACCUGUGGGGAGAUGGCUAUGUGUGCAAACAUUCUGCAGGGAAAUGCUUCAGAGUGUGCUCUGCUCCGUAGACAUCACACUGAAGAUCUCUUCGGAAUUCAGAUAUGUGGUGGGUUUACUGACACAAUGACCCGGUGUGCACAGUUCCUGGGUGAGAAUACAGAGGUGGACUUGGACAUCAACUGUGGCUGUCCCCUGGACAUGGUUUUUAAAAAGGGGGAAGGAAGUGCUCUCAUAGGAAAAGCAAAUCGAUUGGAGGAGAUCGUGACAGGCAUGUCAGCUGUCACCAGUCUACCAAUCACAGUGAAGAUGAGGACAGGGAUUCAUGAUGGAAAACAUUUGGCUCACAAGCUUAUUUCACGACUGCGAGAUGUUGGUGUGGCCAUGGUAGCGGUUCACGGCAGAUCACGUGAGAUGCGGUAUACAAAGUCUGCAGACUGGGACUAUAUCAAAAUCUGCGCCGCGGCUGCUAAGCCUAUGCCCAUAUUUGGAAAUGGUGACAUUUUAUCAUUUGAAGAUGCUGACUUUCACAAAGAAGCAUCAGGUGUAGAUGGGGUCAUGGUGGCAAGGGGCGCGCUCAUCAAGCCCUGGGUGUUCAAGGAGAUCAAAGAGAGGUGCCACUGGGACAUCUCAUCCAACGAAAGGUUUGAGAUGCUGAAGAGCUAUGUGAAUUAUGGCCUGGAGCACUGGGGUUCGGAUCAGCAGGGGGUAGAGAACACCCGCAGGUUCCUGCUGGAGUGGCUUUCAUUUCUACACAGGUACAUACCUGUUGGUAUUCUAGAAAGAGUGCCACAGAAGAUCAACGAACGCCCUCCUCCAUUUUGCUGCCGGAAUGAUCUGGAAACUCUGAUGGCCAGUAGUUACUGUGGAGAUUGGAUCAAAAUCAGUGAGAUGUUACUGGGACCUGUGCCUGAUAACUUCACUUUUCUGCCAAAACACAAAGCCAAUGCCUUCAAAUGAGAAAAUCAGAUCUGAUGACGACUUGAUGA